AAGUGAGAGUAAUGCCGUGGACUAAUGACAGCACCUUCUCUGGGUUCAUUCUGGUAGGUUUUUCUGACCGACCUCAGUUGGAGCUGGUUCUCUUUGGGGUAAUCAUGUCCCUUUACCUCAUGACACUCCUCGGCAAUGCUGCCAUCAUCCUAGUAUCCGUCUUGGACUCUAAACUCCACAAUCCCAUGUACUUUUCCCUCUCCCAUCUCUCAUUACUGGACCUUUGCGUCACCAGCAGUAUUAUUCCUCAGCUUCUGGUCAACCUGGGGGGUCCAGAUAAGUCUACCACGUAUGGAGGCUGUGUGGUUCAGCUCUACGUCUCCCUUGCCCUGGGAUCCACAGAGUGUGUCCUUUUGGCUGUGAUGUCCUACGAUCGCUAUGUCGCAGUCUGUCGUCCUCUGCAUUACGCCUCUGUCAUGCACCCUCGGCUCUGUCACAUCCUGGCAUCUAUGGCGUGGCUCAGUGGUCUGGCAACCGCCCUGAUACAGUCUACUCUCAUGCUGCAGCUGCCCUUCUGUGGGCAUCGCCUUGUGGAUCAUUUCUUCUGUGAGGUUCCUGUGCUCAUCAAGUUGGCUUGUGUGGACACCACCUUCAACCAGGCAGAGCUCUUUGUGGCUAGCGUCUUAUUCCUGGUGGUGCCCUUGUCGCUCAUCCUGAUAUCCUAUGGGCACAUCACCCAAGCAGUUCUAAAGAUAAAGUCAGCCAUUGGAUGACGUAAAGCNUUUGGGACCUGUUCCUCCCACCUAGUGGUGGUCUCUCUCUUCUACCUACCUGCCAUCUACAUGUACCUGCAGCCCCCUUCCAGCUACUCCCAAGAGCAGGGCAAGUUUAUCUCCCUUUUCUAUUCCAUAAUCACUCCCACCCUCAAUCCUUUCAUCUAUACCCUGAGGAAUAAGGAUGUGAAGGGUGCUCUGAGAAGACUCCUGGCAAGGAUCUGGAGGCUCUGCACAAGAUGA
Molecule: messenger RNA, 956 nt
Organism: Vicugna pacos (alpaca)
Lineage: Eukaryota; Metazoa; Chordata; Mammalia; Artiodactyla; Camelidae
Source: RefSeq, a predicted model, not a curated record